AAAUACAGUCCUAUUGAAACGUGGUAAUAUAGUUUUGUGCUAAAAAAAACUGCACGCAGGAUGGCUUCUGCUUCAGAGGACUCCGUCGCCAUGCAAGUUAGGACAAACUUUGGGAUGAAUGUAUAUUCAAGCAUGAGAGAACUAAGUAAUCUUGAGUAUGAGAGCUGGACAAAGUGGAAGAAUGAUGUUGAAUUAAUCCUGGCAAUGAUGGACUUGGAUCUUGCUCUUCUUGAACCGAAACCAACCAAGUCAACUCACACUCUCACGCCUGAAGAGAAAGCUAAAUGUGAAAAAUGGGAGAGAAGCAAUCGCAUAAGUCUGAUGCUAAUGAGAAACAAGAUGGCUGAUCACGUACGCAGCUUUGUGCCUCAAAGUGAUGAAGCCAAACAAUAUCUUGCUGGCAUAGAAAAUUUGGUUCUGCAAAUUGAGGAGAAGUCAUCUCACAUAUUGUAUGGAAAGUUAACGAAGGCGAAAUAUGUUAUAGGAGAAGGGAAUGUAGGUGAACACAUAUUGAAAAUGUGCAGUAUCGUGGAUAGAAUAAGAGGUUGUGGUGAGAAGAUCUGUGAUGAACUACUUGUACUUAUUGUAGUAUUGUCUCUUCCUUCACAGUUCGAUCAUGUGAAGAAAUCUGCACUACAAAUGGGGUGGAAACUAAAUGAUGUUAUUGCAGAGUGUUCACGAUUGGAGAAAUAUCUUAUACAGGAGAACAGAACAAGUUUAAUAUGAAUGUGUGACAGUGGGGAGUGAUGCUUUUGAACUAUUCAUAUUAACAGGAUUCAUAACUAUCUUUAAUAUAAAUGACAACUUAUAUCAUCAUAUAUUUAAUAGUUAAUGCUUUUUUAUGCAGGGUAUCA
Mangifera indica (mango) is the source of this 854-nucleotide messenger RNA. RefSeq lists its product as uncharacterized. Bases 61 to 726 code for a protein of 221 amino acids. The record is from RefSeq and is a predicted model, not a curated record. Lineage: Eukaryota; Viridiplantae; Streptophyta; Magnoliopsida; Sapindales; Anacardiaceae. The transcript has 2 exons.